AUGUCCAACAACGCUCAGGACGCGCCCGUUCCCGCUACCGCUUCUCCAUCCACAACAACAACGACGACGACGCCAGAUCUGCGAGACCCCGCCAUCGUCGCUUUAGAAGGCCGCUUCAACGAAGCUACCGAUCUGGAAGUAUGGUAUCACUGCAUCGGAGGCAAGUUCGUUCCCAAUAUCCCCGCCAUCGCCGAGGAAAUCUCGAACCACAUCAUCGUGAUCUGCCUGGAUUGCGAACACUGGAGCACCAACACCGAUGAGACGACUGAGGUCGGUGUUGCUAUGUUCAGUCGGCAAGACGUCUUGAAAGUAGCGUGCACUGGAGAUUUCGGUUACCACGGAGAACGCCUGAUGGAGCAGGCUCGGUUCUAUCUCUUGCGCCCGAUUGAGACCUCCCACCUCCCGAACCAGAACCCCGACUCGCGCGGAGUCAAUGGAAACCGUUUUGGUAAAGGCCGUUUCGUCACCUUCGAAGAGGCUCGUCAGAUCCUAACAGACCUUUUCAUCCAGCCAAUCAAGGGUAUUCCUGGCCUGAAAGGUAACCACCCAAUCGUCGUUCUUGGCCACGAUGUAGGGCAUGACAAGAACAACCUGAAGUUAAAAGCAAUCGCUUUUGAUAUGGAUCCGAUUGGCACUGUAGUACGCUACAUCGACACGCAAAUCCUUACCCGUGACAAGGGCUACUGGCUGAUGCCGAGGAACGAGCAGAUUGGCCUUAGGCGCCUCGUAGAAGCGCUUGGAUUCGAGCAUAGUGACUCCCACACAGCGGCGAAUGAUGUGGGUCGAACCUUGAUCUCGGCCUUCCAGAUCGCGCUCGGUGGAGACAAAUGGAAGACGGAUACUCGCAAGAGCAUGAAGCAGGUUGCCGAUGAUCUCGAGCGCUAUAGCGUUAUCACCUUCGAUGAGAGCCUUGGUGGUGUCGAGAAGUACUGCUGGAAAUGCGGAACAGUCGGACAUAUGAAGGCAGACUGUGUCGCAACCGACCUUCACUGCGACGAAUGUGAAGAGAACGGGUGCGAGAUCAAACUCGGAGCUGAACACGUCACCGCUCAUUGUUUAUGCGUAGCCAACAAGAAGGCUGUUGUACGACGCCAAAAGGAUGCUGCUGCUCGGGUACUCAAGAGGCCCAAGGUCAAGAACAUUGCUCGUGGAGGUUUCAUGUCCAACUCUCGGGUUCGGUCCAUGGCACGUGGUGGCACUCAGCCUUCAUCCAGUCCUCCUCCGAACUUUGGUGGACCACAGCAGUAUACCUUGCCAUACAAUAGCCCUCCUGGCGGACGGGGAUACGUCCCACAUAGCCCUGGAGGAAACCCUUCCAGGGGCUUUGGUGGACGCGGUGGUCAGGGUGGUUACGGCAAUGCUUCGUUUGGUAGGGGUAGUGGUGGGCUACAUAUUCCACAAGAUGGAUAA
Messenger RNA from Alternaria atra, 1410 nucleotides. RefSeq lists its product as uncharacterized. The record is from RefSeq and is a predicted model, not a curated record. NCBI's taxonomy places the organism in Eukaryota, Fungi, Ascomycota, Dothideomycetes, Pleosporales, Pleosporaceae. Bases 1 to 1410 code for a protein of 469 amino acids. Gene Ontology annotation, molecular function: nucleic acid binding; zinc ion binding. The transcript has a single exon. Gene Ontology annotation, cellular component: nucleus.